Messenger RNA from Cladophialophora immunda, 1736 nucleotides. RefSeq lists its product as uncharacterized. The record is from RefSeq and is a predicted model, not a curated record. NCBI's taxonomy places the organism in Eukaryota, Fungi, Ascomycota, Eurotiomycetes, Chaetothyriales, Herpotrichiellaceae. The transcript has a single exon. The coding region runs from base 89 to 1642 and encodes 517 amino acids.
GCCAGCCUCAACAGCAACAACAUCUCCCGCUUUCUACUCCAUGCUGGCCUGACUGCCAUACUUGACUUCUUGUCCGCGAAGCGUUACAAUGUUGUUCGUUGGCAAAGGGGAUUCUCUGCAGCUGGACAUCGUUGGGAUCGUCGCCAUCCUCGGAGAAGGCAGCAUCCUCCGGAAUGCCCAAGCUUCAGCCUUAUCAUGGCACCACGUCCUUCCCCGCCUGAUCCCGGCUCCGCAAGCGCUCCUCAAGCACGAGCAGACUGGGAGGCUUCCGACGCAGACGGGCAUCGUAAGCGGAGUCUAUUCAGGCAACGUCCGCCACGAGCUGAAUUUCUUCACCCGCCUGCUUCACCCGGGUGAGCUCAAACGGUUCCAAAUCGAGGUGGUGGAGGUCUGCAGGAACGAUGAGUACGACGACAGGAAAGACUUUAUCUUUGGCGUCAACGACUACGGCGUGCUUCACGCACUUUCCUGCCUGGGUUGUUUGAUGUCCUGUGCGCUGCUCGGAUUGUCAAUCUGGAGAAAAGAUGGAUUCGCUCUCAUCGCCACCAUCCUACUUUCUCUGACGUCGACGAUUGUAGGCUUCGCCUCUCGCUGGAGGCUCAUCUUCAAGGAGGAGAAUCCCCGGAACCCAGAGGAGGUCAUACCCGAUGGAGACGUCGUCAUUUACUACCCUGGUCCAGGAGCCUUUCGAGUGAUCCGGUGCAACGAGGUCGUGUCUCGUCUUUAUUUCCAGGCGGAAGAAUGUGAAUACCUGCUCAACGACAACUGGUACCGCGCGCUCGCCAUGGUGGGUUCGGCGACCCUGAUCUUCGGUCUGAUUUGCUUGGGAAACGCGCAUACCGUCCUGCAGAUCGGCUUCGCUACUUCAUACAUCAUCCUGAACGCUCUCUACUGGGCUUCCUCGGCGUAUCACGAGCAGCAUCACUGGUCCCAUGCGUACACGGUCACUCCGAUCGAGAUACACCUCCCGACGCGGAAGGGGACCAAGCUCCACGACGUCGAGAUUUCCCGCCAAGCCCCGCUCAGCAGUCCCGUCUCGCCCUUGCGGAAAUCGUCGGUGCAGUUGGAGGCCAACGGGCUUCCGCCUCCCAACCCCAACCGGAGACUGAGCCUGACGGGUUUCCGCAAAAUCAGCAGUUUGGCCGUCCCACGGAAGCAGCCUGAGGCAGUGGACAAAGUGAAGCUGCCCGAGUCCCUGGAGAGUUUCACCGACAUCUUGUGGAUCGCCAUCGCACUGACGCGCAACACGCGGUGGCUGCGGUCGCCGAUUGUGCCGGAUACCGAAGUGUGGGAGGCGUGGGUGGCCGAGGCCACGCGACAGGCCGCGGGCGAGCCGGAGAAGCUGGACGGCAAGAUCCUCCUGCCGCGCUGGGACUACAAGGCCAAGCUGAAGGAGCUGUUCACGGAGGAGAAGAAGGAGAAGAAGAGGCGGCCGAAAUGGCCGACGCUGGAGCAGCUCAACACCCUCGUCCCUCCUGCGCACGAGGAGAAACCCCAGGCGAGGAUUGUGCCCAUUGUCCGAGCUGUGCAGGCGCGCAUGCGACAGGAAUCCGAAUCGACGACGAGGGCGGUGCACUUCGCCGAUGGUGCUGAGCUGACCAUCUCACCCAUCGACGAAGCUGACGAAAGGGACCUGAUGUAAUCUUUCUGCUGUCGCGCUGAGACCUGGGACUUCAGAGACUGGGCAUUGGCAGCACGUGGGCUAUACACCUUUUAUGAGGGAAGCGAAUGACGGU